Molecule: messenger RNA, 429 nt
Organism: Vicia faba (fava bean)
Lineage: Eukaryota; Viridiplantae; Streptophyta; Magnoliopsida; Fabales; Fabaceae
Source: the annotation of a GenBank genome assembly
AUGGAACCCACACUCAAAGGAGGACCACAAGCUCGGGGCUCGACGAAACAAAAAAUAUCAGCAUUAAGAAACUUCUUGGGAUACGGGAAAGGCUUUCUCCCUAAGUGGAAUCGGUGGAAUGCCCUGCUUCCGGCUAAGUAUACAGAGUUGGGUCUACCGUUCGUUCAACCAUUACCUCUAUUCUAUUCCGAUCUUUAUUUUCUCCUUUGCUUCCUUGUCUCGUCUAUCCUUCUCUGGCUUCAGCCUGUCUUGGAGCUCUAUCCCGUCCUUCCUUUGGCUUGCCCUGAGGAUGGAUUUACUCUCCAAAGUCGAUUUGAUCACUGCGAGUUCGGUUCAAGUCUUCAUCGAUCGGGUGGAUCUUUGAGGGGGGAUGGAAAGGUGGGUGAGUCAUGGAUGUGGACAGAGAGAAAGAAAGCGGUAGUGGAAUAG